Penicillium canariense is the source of this 525-nucleotide messenger RNA. Its product is annotated as GNAT family N-acetyltransferase. Bases 1 to 525 code for a protein of 174 amino acids. Gene Ontology annotation, biological process: protein acetylation. Gene Ontology annotation, molecular function: N-acetyltransferase activity. NCBI's taxonomy places the organism in Eukaryota, Fungi, Ascomycota, Eurotiomycetes, Eurotiales, Aspergillaceae. The transcript has 2 exons. The record is from RefSeq and is a predicted model, not a curated record.
AUGGCUGACCAACCCACUAUUCGCCUCGCUACGGCAGAGGACGUCCCCCUCAUCCUCCAGUUUAUCUGUGAGCUCGCCGACUAUGAAAAAGCCCUCCACGAAGUCGAGGCCACUGAAGAGUCCCUCCGAGCAACCCUCUCCUUCCCCAAUGACCCGCCCAAACGCGGCUCCGUCUACACGGCUCUGAUCACGCCCCCGCCAACCGCCGAGACUCCCUCCCCGAAGCCCGUCGGCAUGGCUCUCUUCUUCUACAACUACUCUACAUGGCGCUCCGCACCGGGCAUCUAUCUGGAGGACCUGUAUGUCCAGCCUUCGGCCCGCGGCAACGGCUACGGCUUCAAGCUGCUCAAGUACCUGGCCAAACAGGUCCUGGAGGUGAAGGGCCGCCGCUUGGAGUGGAGCGUGCUCACGUGGAACACACCUAGUAUCAAGUUCUAUGAGCAGGUCGGGGCAAAGGGUAUGGAUGAGUGGAUGAAGAUGAUGGUUGAGGGACCGGCCCUAAAUAAGUUGGCAGAGGGUGUAUAG